Xiphophorus hellerii (green swordtail) is the source of this 3605-nucleotide messenger RNA. Its product is annotated as E3 ubiquitin-protein ligase TRIM69-like. The coding region runs from base 1811 to 3463 and encodes 550 amino acids. The record is from RefSeq and is a predicted model, not a curated record. The transcript has 2 exons. Gene Ontology annotation, molecular function: protein binding; ubiquitin-protein transferase activity; zinc ion binding. Lineage: Eukaryota; Metazoa; Chordata; Actinopteri; Cyprinodontiformes; Poeciliidae. Gene Ontology annotation, biological process: protein ubiquitination.
GACCUACAUCUUCUACUGUCUCUCUGUUCUCAAUUUAUUUACACAGUAUAUGUAUGCACACAAUCUGAGUUGUCUGCCUGGUGCUGAGACUGUAGGUGACAACCAGUCUGUGUGUUUGAGAGACCCAGUGAUGAUCUAUUUUCCAUUUGCGAGGACAAUUCUACAGAUUUCUAUUUAUGAUAUUUCCAAUGGUUGUAGUGGAGACGGAUGCUGCAGUUCCCUCGUUAUAAUCUCCCAAGAUAUAUUGUUGUCACUAUUUCUUGACUGAUGAAUAUGAAUGCACACUAGCGUUGCUUUAGUGUGAUGACAAUUAAAAGAUUUAUUCAUCUUAAGUUAAAAAAAUCAGGCAUACAAAUAAAUAACUUUGGGCACUGUAUCUUAGAUAACUGCUUCAAGUGAAUUAGUUAUUUGGCACUGCUGUCUGUUUAAGUGCCAGCCACAUGCAUAUUUUUACACAUAUUAUAAUCCACUUGAUGCACUUUUGGCACUAAUUUUUAUUCCCACGACUGACAGCCUUUGGGUCCUGUGUUUGGAGCUUGACACAACUCAGGAUGCCAGAUUUCCAGGCUUGUGGCCGUGUUGUAAACAUUUAUUGUUGCACAUUCGUUUUCAGACACUGUUUUGUUGUUUUAAAUGAUUUGGCUCAGUGUUUUAGAUGAUUGCACAUAACUUGGAAAUGUCUUCAAUUUCUCUAGUUAUCAUGGCAACUAUUCUGCAUGUCAAUCAACAAUGAUAAACAGUGGAAUUAACAAAAGCUGAUAAGAAUUUUACUUUAUUUUUUAAUUGCAAUUCCACAGCAUAGAGUAAAUAUAAAUAGCUACAUAAUACUGGUAUUCAUAGAGCCAUCAACAACUGGCAUCCUGGUAAUGAUGUGUAAGAAGACAUAAAAUAAACUCAUGUUUUAUGGUGGUAAUAUAAUUCUGUAAUGGGGAUUGCACAAAAAUAAAUUUUACAUUUUUUAAUUAUGUAUUUGGAGGGAAAACAUAAAAUAGGAUGUAGAACCAAAACCCAGCUCUCCAGGCAAAUCUACAAACUAGGAAAGACAUGUCUAUUUUCCACUAUCACCUUGACUCGGCUCAAAUCUACGGUUGGUUUCCCAUUACAAUUGAAUAACAGCUCUAGCGGGUGGUCCACAUAAAGCUGGGCUGCCCCAAAGUCAAAAAGGUAGCUUAACGUUAUUUGUAUGUGACAAAAAUGGAGGAAAUAGAAGCUAUGCUGAACAUUCUGCGCAACCUCCUACUGGCCUUAAAAAUCUCAAAUAUGCUGAGUCACUGUUUUGAGUUUUUACAAAUGGUGGGUCGGAUUAUUCUUAGAGUUCUAGCACGCAUUGAGCAACAUAAGGGAGGUAAGAAAAAAAUUAAAAUCUCCAUAGCUCAUUGUUGGAGAACUGCAACAAGACGUGGCAUCUAGACUCGAGAGGUCACGAGACUGCAUGACAACCAUUUGACUCUAUCUAUGCUAAAGAUAGGGUCAAAGAUAGGUUAUAUUUUAUAUAGAUGCAGUCCUAAUAACUUUAUGCUUCCCCAUAUCUCCUAUAAAUGCACCGGAUUUGCUUGUUUGAACUAUGAUACCAUUCCAGUUGAUGGAGACAGCUGAAAUCGAGAAAGGUAAUGGGCAUGUACUGAAGCUAUGUUUAGAAUCCCCUCUGUCCCCGAUACCUUUAAGAGAAGCGGGAGGACAGACCAACAGCAGAAGCCGGACGGGUGAUACUGUAAACAGACUUCUGAAAUAAAAGAUACAGCAUCAGAAACACUUUGACAAAGAACACAAUCAAGUCUUUCUCUCUUCAAAGGACCAAAAACAGCAAGAUAUGGCUACAGCCGCCAGCAUUCUGUCCAAGGAGCAUCUCCUUUGCCCCAUCUGUCUGGAUGUGUUUAACCAGCCAGUCUCCACUCCGUGCGGGCACAACUUCUGUCGUGACUGCAUCCAGAGAUACUGGCAGAGUACCAAUCCGCCGCAAUGCCCCAUGUGUAAACACAAGCUGUACAAGAGGCCUGACCUCAAAGUCAACACCUUCAUAUCCGAGCUGGCUGCUCAAUUUAAAGACCAUGGGGAAAUGAAGUACAAAGACAAGCUCAGAAGUAUGGACAUGUCAGGCCACAAGGGGGAAGUUGCUUGUGAUGUGUGUAUUGGUAAACGGGUGAAAGCUUUUAAAACCUGUCUGGAAUGUUUGGCUUCAUUUUGCCAGACACAUCUGGAGCCCCAUCACGUUCUAGGCACCCUCAAGAAACACACCCUGAUCAACCCAAUUAUGAACAUGCGAGACAGAUUGUGUAAGAAACACGAGAGCCUCCUGAACCUGUUCUGCCACACAGACCAGAUGUACGUGUGCCAGGUCUGUGUUGAGGAUGACCACAAGGCACAUCGUAUGGCUCCUAUAAAGCAUGAAAGCCAAGACAGGAGAGAUCAGAUCAGAAGUAUGAACAUGGAAGUGCAAGAAGACAUCCACAGUAGGCUAGAGAAAACGUGUGAGAUCGGUCAAGCUGUUGAGUUUAGCAAAAGAAACACUGAAAAAGAGGUUGAAGAGAGUUUUCUGGUCUUCAACAAACUGCUUCAAGUUGUUAAGACAGUCCAAGCUGACGUGGCUGAGGCUAUCUUAGCAAAGCAAAGGUGUGUCGAAAGCAGGGCUAGUGAGAUGACAUUGGAUCUUGAGCAAGAGAUUAAUCAGCUGACAAACAGGAGCACUGAUUUGGAGCUGCUCUCACAGACAAAUGAUGAUCUCUACCUUCUCCAGAGCUUUCCGGCUUUCUCCACUAAGCUGCCCAUCAAAGACUGGUCUGGGAUUUGGGUAGAAAGUGCAGUCUAUGUGGGAACAGUGAGAAGGGCACUCAGGAGAGCAGAAUCACAGCUUGAGGAAACCAUCAAGGCAGAGGUAAAGAGGCUUUGCAAGGUUGAAUUUGAGCGAGUAAAAGCCUACGCUGUGGAUGUGACGCUGGAUCCAGAUACAGCUCACCCCAAACUCGUUCUUUCAGAAAACCGGAAGCAGGUCUAUCACAGCGAUGUGGCUGUGAACCUCCCUGACAAUCCAGCAAGAUUUUACCCUUGUGUUAGUGUCUUGGGGAAGGAGGGCUUCUGCUUCGGAAGGUUCUCCUAUGAGGUUCAGGUGAAAGGGAAGACAGAGUGGGAUAUCGGAGUGGGACUCGAGUCGGUCAAUAGAAAAGGAGGGAAUCUGCUGAACCCUGAAAGAGGCUACUGGACUCUGGGAAUGAGGGAGGAUGAGAGUUACUGGGCACUCAGCAGUCCUCCUGUUAGACUGCCACUGGUGGAAAAACCCCAGGCAGUCCUGGUGUACGUGGACAUGGAAGUGGGGCAGGUUUCAUUUUACAACUCAGACUCUCACUCUCAUAUCUACACGUACACUGGAUACACUUUCAGUGAGAGACUUUUCCCCUACUUCAACCCGCGAAGGAAUCACAGUGGGGUCAAUUCAGCACCUCUCCUUAUCCUGCCUUUGAAUAUCUAAAUUUUCACUAUGUACUAUCUUUUAUGAUGCUUUCAGAUGUUUCAGCAAACUUUAUUACUGAUUAAAGUUAAAGUAAUAGUUCCACAUCUGUUUUGUAAUGCUUGAUGCUUUUGUUCCCUGCAAUAAAAUUCUGCCUUAUGAA